CCCUCUGGCUUUCAGUCUGGGCCUGCCAAGGGACCCCUGCAGCAACUCGGUGUCUCUACACGGAGGACAAGGGAGGUGAAGAAGAUGGGUCAGAGGUUUCUGGAUGAGAAGCCGGCAGGGACCCGAGGGCAGAUUUCUGGGUGGCAGACUCAGUGUCGGGAGCUGCUUAGUGAGACUAGGGGUUCCUGCUGGGACCCAAAGCACCAGAAGAAGAACCCAAACACCAGAGAGGAGUUCUGACCGGCAAGCAGGAGGUCCAAGACGGUCUCGAUCUGCACGAUAAGGCGAGAAACCUGGGUCCCAGGUGGCACCCUAAUUCUCAAAAGGACCCAUACAAGCCCUUUCCUCUCCUGGCCAUUGUCCUGGCUUCUGAAAUGGAAGUGCAGGGGUUGGACGAGGUGGUGUUUGCCGGUUAGGUGUUUCUGGAGUCCACUUGGCAUAGGGCAGCACACAGUGGCUGGCAGUAGAGACUGACACGGCCCGGGGACCACCUCCCUCUCCUUCCUGAAUAGCCGUGCUGGGCCUGGGCAAGGAAGCUGGCAGCAGUUCCUAGAGGCUUCUACCCUAUGGUUAUGUCCCUGACCUCGGUGCUUGGGGGCGGGAAGGGUGGGCCGGCUGCAGGCAGCCUGUGGCCGCCGAACCUCCUUGUCUUAGGCUUGAAGUUGCUCUAUUGGGAAGAGGUAUUUUUUCCGGUUAAAGUCGGUUUCGGGAAUUGAGCUAGGGCCCGCCUGAUUUUCCUUUCCAAGUGUCCUGCUUGCUUGUACCAGGGGCCAGAUCAGAGCACUCUCAAAGGGGCAUAAAUCCCCUCCCCCCAAAUUAUCCAAUGCCUCUUAAGGAUUGGGGAGGAGUGGAUCUAGCUCUUGAUCCCUGGGCAUGGCACCAGCUGAUGGGGGAGGGGUGACUGGCUGAUCCUCUACCCAGGAAUGCCUGCAGGAGAGGGGCAGGGACAACCUACCCUCUUCCAGACAGUUCCUCUCUCCCUGCAGGCCCCAGGAACUCCAGACAAUUGUUCGCUGCUCCUCAACUACUUGUGCAUCCCUAACUGUGUAUGGAGCACUGACCUGCCCAGCUCCACUAAGAUGCUCCUGGCCUCUCCUUCCACGCCAUCGAGGGCACGAACCCCCAGCGCCGUGGAGAGGCUGGAGGCCGACAAAGCCAAGUACGUCAAGACGCAGCAGGUGAUAGUACGUCGUCAGGAGCCAGCCCUGCGAGGGGGACCAGGACCGCUGACGCCACACCCUUGCAAUGAGCUGGGGGCCUCUGCAUCGCCCAGGACGCCUGGGCCUGCCCGCCGAGGUAGCGGCAGGCGACAGCCAAGGCCUGACUCCCUCAUCUUCUACCGCCAGAAGCGGGACUGCAAGGCUUCGGUGAACAAAGAGAACGCCAAGGGCCAGGGGCUAGUACGACGCCUCUUCCUGGGCGCCCCCCGGGAUGCUGCCCCGAGCAGCCCGGGACCUACAGAGAGACCCGCGGCUCCUGCGGACUGGGCUGGGUCCCCGGAUGCUCCGGAGGCCACAGGGAAGAGAGCGUUGUGUCCCACGUGCUCGCUGCCGCUGUCGGAGAAGGAGCGCUUCUUCAACUACUGCGGCCUGGAGCGCGCGCUGGUGGAGGUGCUGGGCGCCGAGCGCUUCUCCCCGCAGAGCUGGGGCGCCGAGCACAGCCCGCAGGUCGCAACGUCGCCGCCGCCCGGCUCCGGGGACACCAGCGAUUGGACAUCCGGUGACGGGGACGCGGGCAGCCCGGACUGUGCGGGAGGCGGCGGUGGCGGCGGCUCGGAGGCGGCGGGGUCCGCCCGGGACGGACGCCCCUCGGUGUCAGUGGUGGAACGCAACGCGCGCGUCAUCCAGUGGUUGUACGGCUGCCAGCGCGCGCGCGCCCCGCCGCGCGAGUCCGAGGUGUGAGCAGCACGGCACCGGAGGCGGCUCCCGGAGAGCUCGCCUCGUCGGGGAACAAACCCUUUGCCCAGAUCUGUUUUCCCCGUCUGCACCCUGAGCAGGCGGGACCACAAGGGCCGGGCGCAGACUGAGGAAGGGGGGGGGGGGGGGGGCUGAAUGUGAGCAGCGAUGGACUGGGGUGGGAGAUGAGCGAACUACUGAAUAAAGCUAAAAGAUUGUUUAA
This is a messenger RNA of Onychomys torridus (southern grasshopper mouse), 2118 nucleotides long. It is a transcript of the gene Fam110d, whose product is annotated as family with sequence similarity 110 member D. Bases 924 to 1901 code for a protein of 325 amino acids. NCBI's taxonomy places the organism in Eukaryota, Metazoa, Chordata, Mammalia, Rodentia, Cricetidae. The record is from RefSeq and is a predicted model, not a curated record. The transcript has 2 exons.